AUGCCUUCCACAAAGGCCAUCGCUGUCGCCGUCGCAGCCCUGGCUGCUUCAGGUGUUGGCGCAAGUAACUGCAAGCCUUCUCCCACGACCUCCACAGAGAUUACCGCAACAACUACAUCCGAAGCUUCAGCUACAACAUCUACCUGCGACAAUUACGAACUAAAAGCUGAAUCCGAGAUCGAAACAGAAGAACUGAAUUGCAAUGCCCGCGGAGCGUUUAAAGACGGCGACAGCUAUACUAUCCCAAGUUGGACGGUGUAUGAUUGCGCCACGAGUUGUUUCAACUAUGAACAGUUUGCGUGCGAAUUGAUCAACUUUACACCUGGAGAGGAACCAGGAAUACAGGGCUCUUGUACGCUUUAUCCUGACAACGAGGUUUUUCCCGCGCCGAGGGGAGGAAUACCUGGUUAUUAUGAUAAGAGGUGCUUCAGAUGCAGUCCCAGUGGUGGAGGUAGGGGCGGUAGGGGGGGAUCUCGAGGAGGAAGUCGACGAAGUUAUAGAGGACGUGUGUAG
Fusarium venenatum is the source of this 513-nucleotide messenger RNA. RefSeq lists its product as uncharacterized. Lineage: Eukaryota; Fungi; Ascomycota; Sordariomycetes; Hypocreales; Nectriaceae. The record is from RefSeq and is a predicted model, not a curated record.